Ctenopharyngodon idella (grass carp) is the source of this 5008-nucleotide messenger RNA. RefSeq names its product tripartite motif-containing protein 16-like. The coding region runs from base 227 to 1864 and encodes 545 amino acids. The record is from RefSeq and is a predicted model, not a curated record. Gene Ontology annotation, molecular function: zinc ion binding; protein binding. The transcript is spliced from 9 exons. NCBI's taxonomy places the organism in Eukaryota, Metazoa, Chordata, Actinopteri, Cypriniformes, Xenocyprididae.
CCAUCUAGUGGCUGUUACCCAAAAAGGAUAAGAGUUUCGUCUCUUGGGUUCUAUACUCUUUGCUAGUACACAAUGAUUCAACCACUAAUAGGUCCACGCCACUGUUCUUUGGGAUAAACUGUAAAGGAAAUCAUAUUUGAGCUGUAUUUCUGUCGAGAUACUUGGACUUUGUAAAAUCUUGACAGUAUUCAUAUGUUCACUAUUCAUCUUUGAACACUGCAAAGAAAUGUCUGAAUCUGCAGUGAGUCAGUAUGCGGAUCAGUUCAGCUGUCCAGUCUGUUUGGAUCCUCUGAAGGAGCCGGUGACGAUUCCCUGUGGACACAGUUACUGUAUGAGCUGUAUUACUGACUGCUGGGGCCAGAAGGAGCAGGGGCCGCCGUACCGCUGUCCCCAAUGCAGAGAGAGCUUCAGUCAGAGACCUCUACUGAAGAAGAACACUCUGAUAGCUGAGAUGAUGGAGACGCUGCAGAAGACGUCCCUACAAACGGCUGCUGUGGAGUGUGAUGUUUGCACUACAGAGAAGAACAGAGCUGUAAAGUCCUGUCUGCAGUGCUUGGCCUCCUUCUGUCAAACUCACCUGCAGCUUCACUAUGAAUCUCCUGCGUUUAUGAAGCACAAACUAGUCGAAGCUUCCAGAAACAUUCAGGAGAACAUCUGCCUCAGUCAUGGGAAACUUCUGGAGAUUUACUGUCAGGAUGAUCAUCAAUGCAUUUGUUACUUGUGUAUGAUUGACAAUCAUAAAAACCACAACAUGGUGUCUGUGGAUUCAGAAUGGACUAGUAAGAAGAAAGAGUUAAAGGAGAUAAAGGAAGAGUGUCUGAAGCUGAUCCAGGAGCGAGAGAGAGGUCAGCGGGAUCUCAUUGAAGCUGUGAAGUUUCUUAAAAGUUCAGCUCUAGAGACCAUGGAGGACAUUGAGAAGGUCUUCACUGAGCUCAUCUGCUCUCUUGAGAAGAAACGCUCUGAGAUUAAAGAGCAGAUCAGAGCUCAGGAGAAGACUGAGAUAGAUCGAGCAGAGGAACUUCACAAACAUCUGGAUCAAGAGCUGACAGAACUCAGAAAAAGACAAGCAGAGAUUGAGAAACUUCUGAUUACUGAUGAUCAGAUCCAGUGUCUGAAGAGCUGUCAGUCUGUGUGUGUUUUACCCACAUUUGAAGAUGUUCCCAUCUUCACUCAACACACUCAUCUGUCUUUUAAAGACAUUUCAAUCUCAGCGUUUAAGGAAGUUUUGGAGGACGUCUAUCAACAACAAACCGCAAGAAUAUCUCGAGAAGUGUCAAAUGUCCAUGUUUCAGUGUCUCCAGAACCUGAAGCUCCAAAUGAAUUUUUGCAGUAUUUCUGUCAGCUGCAACUGGAUCCAAACACUGCACAAGAAAACCUCAUCCUGUCAGAAGAGAACAGAAAAGCAUCACAUUCAGUUGAAGUUCAGCAGUAUCCUGAUCACCCAGAGCGAUUUGAUGGAUAUUGCCAUGUCCUGUGUCGAGAGGGUUUGUACGGUCGCUGUUACUGGGAGGUGGAGUGCAGUGGGAACGACUGGUCUGUAGCAGUUUCCUACAUAGGAAUUAAUCGUAAAGGAAGAAGUGAUGACUGCAGACUGGGGUUUAACAACAAGUCCUGGAGACUGACCCACUGUCAACAGAAUUUCUAUGUCAGAUACGAUAAUGAGCAUGUCUCAAUCCCUGCUGUCUGCUCCUCUAGAAUAGGAGUGUAUCUGGAUCACAGAGCAGGAACUCUGUCCUUCUACAGCGUCUCUGACACAAUGACUCUCCUUCACAGAGUCCAGACCACUUUCACUGAACCCUUAUACCCUGCUUUUGGGGUUUGUAAUGGUUCAUCUGUCAGGAUCAUAGAGCAGAGGAAAAUUUAGAUCAGUAAUGAAAGACUCACAAGAUGUCUUAAACUGUUUACAGUUAAAAAUAUAAAUAAACUCAAAUAAUUUAUAGAUUUCUGCAUCACAUCUCCACGUGACGCACAUACAACCAGACGAUUGCAGUUAAUCAGUUCAUAAGCCAGAAGGUAUCCGCUUUAGUUUGCAAAGUCCUCACAUUUCACAAACGUUUUCAUUUUUGUGUGAACUAAUUUUCAAUGUAAAAUCUACUGACAAUUCACCAAUUCUAAUAGUCAUGAUUAGAUAUUUGAAAACGUUCUGUACAAUAGCAAAGUCACAGCAAUAAAAUUUAUAAACUUCUGUCAAGAAAAAUGGCUUUUAGAGCUGUCAAAGUGCUCAUAAUAUUGCAUUAGAUUAAACAUGUUUAACAGCGUUGAUAAAUGUACCUAAUUAGGCAUUAGCUGAGUCAUUCUCUGUAAUUCUUUUGCGUGAUUUCUAAAGUGUUUUGCAUUUUUCAUGACUUUUGAUUAAUUGAUUAAGUGAGACAAAUAAAGAGCACAUCUGCCCCAUUUGUUUACAUUGUGUUUACAAAGUCCAAGUGAAAUGCCAAACUCAGCUGAACUCUUUACUGCCAGGAUAAUAUAACACAAUGUGAUUGCUAUUCAUAUAGAUUAUAUGAUAUCUUUAAGUGUUUGUAUUUCACUUGCAGUUUAAGGAAAAUAUGUUGUGGUUGCGUAUGUGUGUGUGUGUAAAAAUAUUUUUUUAAUUCUGCUAAAUUGGCAAAUGACCUGCCAUAUAAUGAAAUAGGAAUCACAAUAUUACCAAUCAACCAUGUUCAGUAGCACAUAUAUGGAGCUUGGCUGGAUGUCAUUUUAUGGUGAUUUUCUGUUCACUAUAUACUUUACAUGAAAGAAAUGUUACUUGUCACACAUUGCUACAAAAAUAAAAGUACUAUAUAGGGCCUACAUGCAAAUGUGCAAAAUCUUUUUUUGUGUACUGCAGUAUUAACUUUUCCUAGGUAAUGUUUAACUACUGCUGAAAUCUGCAUCUUAAAAGCUCAGUGUGAUACACAAUAACUUUCAGCUAGAUUCCAAAAAACUUAAUUUUGGUGGCACUGGCACAAUAAAUAUGUCCAGUAGGUGGCAGCAAUGGACUAAAGGGUUUUCGAGUUUGCCAUAUAACUCUAAAAGAACAAGAGGAUGCGCAUGCGCAGAGAGAAAUUCGAGAGAUUAAAUGAAUGCUGAAGUGUUUACGUUUUAAUGCAAUGAAACGCAUUAUGUGUCCUAGUUUAGUAUUAAUUAGAGUGUAAUAUGUUGGCAGAGAGCUCUUCAUAGACUCUGAAUCUGGUGCCCCUCCCAACACAUCAACAGUAAAUACUGGGAAUAUUCCCAUCAUUCUACAAGAGAAGGACAAACUCCAGAUAUUAAAGCUGAAAUCUGUGUGACUGUUAAAGAUGGCAUUUGUUGAAGUGGAGAUUGAAGACAUGAGUGAUCCAGAACCAUCCAGAAUGAAUCAUGAAGAUACUGAGGAACAAACAGAUUGGAUGGAAGUGAAAGAGCAAAGACAAGAACUGAAUGAAGCGGAGGAGGAACAUUGUAACACCUGCUCUCAGCGUGGAAAGAGUUUCAGACAUAAAUCAGCUCUCAGGAAUCAUCUGCCCGUCCACUCUGGAAAAAAGCCAUUUGACUGUGAUCAGUGUGAUAAAAAAUUUAGCUCAUUGUCACAUCUCAACAAACACCUAAAAAUUCAUUCAGACGAAAGGCCUUACUUGUGUACUGUUUGUGGAAGGAGUUUUGCAAGACGAGACAGUUGUAAACAGCACCAGAAAAUACACAAUGACGUGAGAGAUCAUGUGUGCCUGAAGUGUGGGAAGAGCUUUACUACGGUUGGCCAAUUGAAACAACACCAAAUAAUUCAUACUGGAGAAAAACCUUACAAGUGCUCAUAUUGUGACAAGAGUUUCACUCAGCCUGGAAACCUGAAAUCACAUGAGCGAGUUCACACUGGAGAGAAGCCGUACCACUGUACUCAAUGUGAGAAGAGUUUCAAAGACGCAAUCGGUCUCAAAAGUCAUCUGUACAUUCACUCUGGAGAAAAGCCAUUUAUCUGUGAUCAUUGUGGUAAAGAUUUUAAUUCAUCAUCAAAUCUGAAAAGCCACCUGAAAGUCCAUACAAAUGAGAGGCCUUAUGUGUGUUCCUUCUGUGGCAAGAGUUUUUCAGUGCAGGAAAGUUGUAAACUGCAUGAGAAAAUACACACCGGUGUGAGAGAUCAAGUGUGUUGUGAGUGUGGGAAGAGCUUCGUUACACGUGGCCAGCUGAAACGGCACCAGAUAAUUCAUACUGGAGAAAGACCUUUCAAGUGCUCAUAUUGUGAAAAGAGUUUCUCUCUGUCUGCACACCUGAAAUCACAUGAGCGACGUCAUACUGGAGAGAAGCCGUACCACUGCGCUCAGUGUGGAGAGCGUUUUAAACAUUCAAACUCUGUAGCAAAUCAUAUGAAAAAGCAUUUUCCAAAGUUUCACAAUGAGCAAAAUCCAUCCAUCCAGUUAGUUAGUUUUUAGUGCUUUAUUGUCAUGACUAAUAUUAUACAUUUGUAUUGCUAAAGUAAUUGCAGUGUUUCUGCAUUCAAUUAAAGGCACAAUAUGUAAUGUUUCACCACUAGAGGUCGCCUAUUCAAAACACAGAGACACCGAGAUUGAGCGCAGAAUCAUGGGAGAUGUCUUUUUCACCUCACAGCUGGUGGAAAAGAAUCUGACGGGACUCGGGCAGAAAUCAUAUUGAUGGAUGAGAGUGCUGUUGGAGCAGAACGAGGCCGCUGAAGCACGAGCACGACACACGGCUCAAGAGAAGCAGAACUUUUGUUAUGCCACAGUCGCCGCUUCCGCUUCUUCCGGUCAAGCAUAUGUGGGGUAACGCAGAGCUGUUUAUCAUAUUAGAUACAUUUGACUGUGUUAAAAAUGAUGUUAUAAUGUUACUCUGUGCGUUCGCUCUGAGGCUUCUAUGAGACACUUGUUGCACACUGCAGUAAGCUAGAUUGAUAUUAGAAUAUCAUAUUAAUAUAAUCAAGGAAAGGAGAUUCAAACAAUAAGACUAAACGUGUUGAGCUGUCUAUAAAUGUCUGUCUAUAAAUGUAUCCAAACAGCUGUUCCCUUGUCUAAUAAAACAUGUAAUAUAUUAAAGCGCA